AUGUAUCUUCCCUCCCGCUCCGGCGGUCUCCGCUUCCUCGGCGUAUUCUGCCUCCUCGCCUCCCUCAUCACAUCCACGCUCGCCUCGCCCGUCGUGACGCAACGGUCCUCGUCAGUGACGCCGUCGUCGCCGAAACCCCGGAAAAAGUGCUACGAUAGGCACCGCAACUUCCGCACCGUGUCCAGCAUUUACAACCUCACCGUCUACCCCAACCAACUCCCCAUCAUCGGCCUCGGCGGCCUCGGCGUGCCCCCGGGCCUUUUCCACCCCAACGUCACCGGCCGCGUCGACCCCGUCGGCUCUUUCGAGGGUUUCGAGCACUCGAUUGAGUAUUUCUUCGCCUUGGCGCCCAUGCCCUUUGGAAAUCCCGCCAAGGCCGCCAUUACCAGCUACAAGAUUGUCGAGUUUUCUUCGGGAUGCCCCGAGGUCGCUGCCUCGGUCGUGUAUCUGUACUGUAAUGUCGUGGACCCCGGCACCCCGCAUCACGGAAAGGCCCUCGCUCCUUUGAGACAGGUCGCCUUUUGGAAAUUCGACGACGAAGGCGCCGUCAUCAACCAAAGCAUCCAGUCCAUCUGCGCCGUCACCCAAGCCACAUGCCGCGGCGCCAACCAACAGUGGUCCUCUAUCGAGGAGUGCAUCUCCGUCCUCUCCCAAAAAGACUACGGCAGAUACCAGAACGCGUGGGGCGACAACAUUGUGUGCCGCACGAUUCACAUCGUCCUCACACAGCUACGACCUGAGGUGCAUUGUCCUCAUGUCGGUCCUACGGGCGGCGGCAAGUGUAUCCAGCACGAGUACCCCGAUAACUAUUUCAACGACGUGGAACUCUACGACGAGCCCGUCGGCGACACUUUUAUGUGCGACUAUUAA
Messenger RNA from Parascedosporium putredinis, 870 nucleotides. Lineage: Eukaryota; Fungi; Ascomycota; Sordariomycetes; Microascales; Microascaceae. The record is from the annotation of a GenBank genome assembly.